AUGAAGACCAGAGUGGUCAAGGUCGAAAGGGCCCAGCUGGGGGCUUUCGAGAACCCACCGGGCCCAACACGCUUGGACAACUGGUCUGUGGAUGCGGUUCCUGAAAGCGAUCUUGCGGCCCUUGCCGAGGCCGCGCGGUGCCUCCGCGAGAAGGACACGCCUGUAGCUUUCCCGACGGAAACGGUGUAUGGGCUGGGAGCGGAUGCGCGAAGGAGCGCCGCGGUCAAGGGCAUCUAUGCUGCUAAAGGCCGGCCAUCGGACAACCCUCUCAUCGUGCACGUCUGCGACCUUCAGAUGCUGCGCAGCUUACUAACGCCCGGGGAUGGCAACGGCGACAGCGGCGGGGAAGAUCCCAUACCGGACAUCUACCGGCCGCUCAUUGAAAGGUUUUGGCCCGGCCCGCUGACGAUCCUGCUGCCUUCGCCCACGCCGUCUAAGCUGGCUCCGGAAGUCACGGCGGGCCUGGCGAACUUUGGGGCGCGGAUGCCUUCCUCUCCGCUGGCGUUGACGUUGAUCAAGCUGGCCGAUGCGCCGCUGGCUGCGCCCUCGGCAAACGCGUCUACCAAACCCUCACCUACGGCCGCGCAACACGUGCUGGAUGAUUUGGAUGGGAGAAUCGAACUGAUCCUGGACGGGGGCGCCUGCACGGUCGGUGUUGAGAGCACUGUGGUCGAUGGCCUAUGCGACCCUCCCGUCGUUCUUCGUCCCGGCGGCGUCAGUUUGCAAGAGCUCCGGGAGUGCCCGGGCUGGGAGAAGGUCGCCAAGGCGUACAAGGACCACAGCGAAGAGGGCAAGGCCGCGCCGAGAGCGCCGGGCAUGAAGUACAAGCACUACAGUCCGAAAGCCAAGGUUGUCCUGUACGAAGCAUCCUUUAGCCAAGGGUCGGACGGGGUGGUACCUGAGGAUAGGGAUGCCGUCCCGGCGGCGAAUGGCGCGAAUGGCGAUGUCAAUGGAAACGCUGCGAAGCGUAGGAAGAUUGGCGUCAUCCGUACCCAGCGGUGGGCCGAGGGAGCUGGAUUCAAGUGUGAGAACCUUGCCCCUUCGAAUGCUACGCAGGAUGCGGUCGACGGGGCCGCAGCCGAUUUGCCGUACGUGGUAGAGGAAGGGGACUUGAAGAAUGACGGUGGGGAGAAUAUUGGCCGGAUAUUAGACAUAAACUUGGGCAAGGAUAUUAGGAGAAUUGCACAGGGGCUUUUUUCUGCCCUGAGGGAGUUGGAUAGAAGAGGCGCCGACGUCAUAUUCGUUGACGGCAUCAAUGACGAGAUGGAUAUCGCCGGAGCCGUCAUGAAUAGACUCCGAAAAGCGGCUACGGAAAGCCGGGCAUAG
Molecule: messenger RNA, 1326 nt
Organism: Parascedosporium putredinis
Lineage: Eukaryota; Fungi; Ascomycota; Sordariomycetes; Microascales; Microascaceae
Source: the annotation of a GenBank genome assembly